Gambusia affinis (western mosquitofish) is the source of this 2660-nucleotide messenger RNA. RefSeq names its product chemokine (C-X-C motif) ligand 12b (stromal cell-derived factor 1) (gene cxcl12b). Gene Ontology annotation, biological process: chemotaxis; immune response; positive regulation of cell migration. Gene Ontology annotation, molecular function: chemokine activity; chemoattractant activity. Lineage: Eukaryota; Metazoa; Chordata; Actinopteri; Cyprinodontiformes; Poeciliidae. The transcript has 4 exons. The record is from RefSeq and is a predicted model, not a curated record. Gene Ontology annotation, cellular component: extracellular region. The coding region runs from base 79 to 387 and encodes 102 amino acids.
CAGCCGCAGCGGAGCUGGAGGACACAGUCGUGCGCUGGAGUGUAGAGGACGAAGAGAGAGCAAGCCAUUCCUGAAGCCAUGGACGUCAAGCUGCUGGCGCUGAUGACGCUGCUGGCCGUGAUCAUGCAGGUUCCCACUGCAAACGCCAAGCCCAUCAGUCUGGUGGAGCGGUGCUGGUGUCGCACCACACUCAACACCGUUUCUCAGCGCUCCAUCAAGGAGCUCAAGUUUCUCCACACCCCCAACUGCCCCUUCCAAGUCAUUGCUAAACUGAAGAACAACCGGGAGGUUUGCAUCAACCCCGAGACCAAGUGGUUGCAAGGAUACCUGAAGAACGCCAUCAACAAGGUGAAAAAGUCCAAGAGACGCAACACCAAGAAAGUCUAAACUCCUGAGAAAGGGGCAUGGAGCGCGCUGCCUCCGAAUCUGAACUCCCCUCCCCCAGGUCAAACCUCUGUACCUCCCUGACACUGCUUUGGAUGUAUGCAAACACAACACGCUGUACGCUACCUACCUGUCCACCUCUGUGGACCGCUUGCAGAAGCAGCGCUUCACCUCCAAACCUGCACUGACCGCACCGCCGCCAUUCCCCCUCCCCCCCCAAACCCCAACCCAACCGGGCGAGGAGUCGUCUUCUGAAAUCCAUCCGAGCUCCAGAUGCAGUGAUGAAACUUUGAAACAGCAGGGUGCAAACAGAAAGUGUCUCUGAGCGUGGAUCAAUUGAACUAAACGUGAAUAGUCAGGGUUGUUUCGUUUUUUGUUUUGUUUUUUCUUACACGCCUGUAAAGAGAAACCUCAGGCUCUCCAGCUCACACAAAAGCUUUGUGACUUCACAACAUCGUAACCUCUUGAACACUAACAAUGUCUCCAAGAGGACGCUCACGCACUGACGCAUCAGUUGCGCUUUGGUGAAAUGAAGAAGUGCUUAAUUUGCGGACACCAAAGGGAACUCAUGCGAGGCAAAACAUGUCUCCUCUUCUACUAAAACACACCACGCUUCAACCUCAACAAAGAUUCCCAGGUCUCCAUCUCCUCCCACUUCUCCUGUCUCCGAAAUCCCCUGCAUGUUCUCCAUCACCACGUCCUAUGAAUUUCCUCUCUGGCCUCCAUCUUCUCCUCCUUCGACACAGAAUGUGGGAUUUCCAGACAUGACAGCUGAACUCCGCGGCUGAUGAUCAGCGGCGAGCCUGGCGUCCAUGUUUGACGGAGAGCUCAACAGCCGGCCUCGCUUCAUUUAGAGGAAUCCUCCACUGUGUCGACACCAGCACCGGCCUCAUGGUGCUGUAUGUUCACAAUUUAUACGACUGGUUCAUCGUUGUGUAUUGUCGUUUUUUAUUCUUUUAUGUAAGAGGGAACAUCUACUAACAAAUGGGAGAUAGGAUAAAGUCUUACGCAUUUACUGAUAACGGGACGUUUGCCAGACGAAGUUGAAGCCAUGCAAGGGAAAGAACGGAUUUUUGUUGAAACAAUUUAGCAAUAGAAAACACAUUUUCGAGUGCGUGGUGCUCUACGAUCACAAGUUUAGAGUUUUAUACCAACACCAUUCCUUUCUUAGGAAUCAAAAGCUAAUAAAUGGUCAAAAUUAGUUGGGUCAUGAAUGUCACAGAGGGAACGUUAAGGUUGGCAAAAGGGAAGUUUUGGUUUAUCCACUUUUUUAUAUAUAUAUAUAUAUUUGAGCCACUUUAUUAUCAGAUGUGUCCUUUAGCGUAUUUUUAUUCUUUUUAUAUGUGGAAUCUUACUAAUUGUUUUUUAUCAUAAGUAGGUGAAAGCUACUAAAUGAAGGUGGAUUUUUCAGUAUUAAUCUUCUUUACCACAAAUAAAGAGAAUGUAAUCCUGUAUGCAAAGAAACACAACACCAUCACUGUUUGACUGCUCAUGUUAAAUGUAUUUUUUUUAUUUUUAUCUCUCUUAAUGUUUCUUUACCAGUCAAAAUGAGAUGCUAACGUGUCAGAGCUGCUAAAGCUGACAUAUUUUUUCUUAAAGAAGGCUUUUGAAAUUGCUUUGGAGCGCAAAGCUUCCUGAGCUCGAGUCAAACCAACUGAACAAUUUUAUUUCAUUUUUUUUCUUUUAUUGUUUUACUUUAGUCGAUGUGUGACGCGUCACCAGCCGAUGGGCCGCGACAGAACCAAAAUGUCAGCUUAGAUCAGAGCGACCAGCGUGUGCUUUCAAUCUGCCAGCAGCUGAAAAGCCUUUCCUCACUUUUACUCAAACCUGCUCAUUCAGAACCAGGUGGUUGUGAUCAUUUUUAUGUUCUCGUGUUUCAUUUUGUGCUGGUUUGUUUUGUUCUGUUGCUGUCUGUGAUUUUCUUAGCAGUUCGGAGAAAACGGUGCAAUAAUCCUGUAAUUAAUCUCUCGUAAAUGGACUAGAGCUGUUAAUCCUGUGUGAUUAAACUAAAUUAUAUGAACGUAUUUCUCAGAAAACAAAGUGUUUCAGUAAGGUAUUCAAAGAUAAAUGGGGGGUUUUUUGGGGGGUUUUUUUUGUAGUUCAUUACCAAACUGCUCCAACCAUUGAAAUUAGUAAAUUGGUAAAUAGCAACAUUUUGUAACUUCUGAUGUUUUCUCAUGUUCAGUCUGUGGACUUGGAGAAUGUACUGGGUCACCAGCACUGAAACUAUGAAUCUAGGGAAAUCAAACACGGUGAUAAUGAGUUUCAGCAAAAUG